Messenger RNA from Nematocida ausubeli, 756 nucleotides. RefSeq lists its product as uncharacterized. The record is from RefSeq and is a predicted model, not a curated record. Gene Ontology annotation, cellular component: cytoplasm. The transcript has a single exon. Bases 1 to 756 code for a protein of 251 amino acids. Gene Ontology annotation, biological process: signal transduction. NCBI's taxonomy places the organism in Eukaryota, Fungi, Microsporidia.
AUGGAAACUUAUGAAGAGUGUGUGUACAGGGCAAAACUAAGUGAAAAAGCAGAGAGGUUCAAGCAGAUGGUAGAGUGCAUGAAGGCAGCAGUCAAGUAUGCUAGUUCCAUGGGAAAAAGCAUCGGCAUAGAGGAGAGGAAUAUGCUUUCCGUGGCAUACAAAAACCAAGUGGGUGUAAGAAGGACGUCCUGGAGAAUACUCAGCAAAUCCUUACAGGAGUGCAAAUUGGCAGAGCAAAAUUCAAAUGACGCAGCGAGCGAGAAGAACGUGCAGAUAGUCAUGGAUUAUAUUAAGACAGUAGAGAGGGAAUUGAAUGAUAUCUGCGAUGACCUACUCUCAUUACUAGACUCGUACUUGGUCCAAGACACUGCAAAGGACUCGCAAGUGUUUUUCCUAAAAAUGAAAGGCGACUAUCUUAGGUACAAGGCAGAAAUAGCAACGGAGGGAUAUCUAGUAGAGGUAUCUCAGCAGGCGCACGAUGCAUACCAGAGUGCAAUGGAAAUAGCCAAUGCAAGCCUGCCGCCAACAAAUCCAACCCGCCUAGGGCUAUAUUUAAACUAUUCUGUCUUUUGCUUUGAAAUACUGAACGAAAGAACUCGAGCAAUAGAAAUGGGCAAGAAGGCAUUUGACGAAGCAAUUUCCGAGCUGGACUCAUUAACCGAGGAAAGCUACAAGGAUUCUACUCUUAUUAUGCAGUUAUUACGGGAUAAUCUUUCCUUAUGGACAACUGAGUAUGCAGAAGAUAUUGCAUACUAG